Messenger RNA from Nyctereutes procyonoides (raccoon dog), 9064 nucleotides. It is a transcript of the gene AMOTL1, whose product is annotated as angiomotin like 1. The coding region runs from base 183 to 3158 and encodes 991 amino acids. Gene Ontology annotation, cellular component: bicellular tight junction; plasma membrane; cytoplasmic vesicle. NCBI's taxonomy places the organism in Eukaryota, Metazoa, Chordata, Mammalia, Carnivora, Canidae. The transcript is spliced from 15 exons. Gene Ontology annotation, biological process: hippo signaling; regulation of cell migration; actin cytoskeleton organization. The record is from RefSeq and is a predicted model, not a curated record.
CCAGGGAGCACUCAUUGCUCUUUUAAACUCUACAGCACCAGGGAUGAAGUCACCUUUCUUCUUUUAAAACCAACAGAUUUGCCCUGUAAGUCCCUCUCACUUCUGUUAGAACUUGGUGGUUUUUUUCUACUGCCGAUCACCGAGACCUUCUCUCAGGAGAUUCUGUUUGAUCUGAGAGCUGCAUGUGCAAGAGAGCUGCUGGAAGCAUGGACCUCAGUGAAAAAUGGCCCUUGGAAGAAGGAACCUGGUUGUCCCAUGCUGGAAUUCAUCACUUUGCCAACACCAGAGGAGACAGUGAUUUCGUGGAAGCCUCUCCCGCGCCCUACAGCCCGGAGGAGUUAGGUCCUCCUCCUGUGUGUUACAGCCCUGGUAGUCCCACCCCAAUUCUAGAAGACCCCAACUACUUUUUCCCAGACUUUCAGCUCUAUUCUGGGAGACGUGAAGCAUCUGCUUUGACGGUGGAGGCAACUGGUAGUAGCAUCAGGGAAAAAGUUGUCGAGGACCCCGUGUGUCACUUCCAGCCCCCAAGCCUCCUGAGGACCUCAGAGGUGGAAAUGAGAGGUUCCGAGGAUGCAGCAGCUGGGACAGUGUUACAGCGGCUGAUCCAGGAACAACUGCGGUAUGGCACCCCAACCGAGAACAUGAACCUGCUGGCCAUUCAGCACCAGGCCACAGGGAGCGCCGGACCCGCCCACCCCGCAAACAGCUUUUCUUCCACGGAGAACCUCACUCAAGAAGACCCACCAAUGGUCUACCAGUCGGCACGCCAGGAGCCGCAGGGUCAGGAGCACCAGGUGGACAAUACGGUGAUGGAGAAGCAGGGGCGGUCUGCGCAGCCUCAGCAGAACAGUGAGGAGCUGCCCACUUAUGAGGAGGCCAAGGCACAGUCCCAGUUCUUCCGGGGACAGCAGCAGCAGCAGCAGCAGCAACAGCCUGGGGCCGUUGGCCACGGUUACUACAUGGCCGGGGGCAGCAGUCAGAAGGCCCGGACCGAGGGGAGGCCCACGGUGAACCGUGCCAACAGUGGACAGGCACACAAGGACGAGGCGCUGAAAGAACUCAAGCAGGGCCAUGUCCGCUCCCUCAGUGAGAGGAUCAUGCAGCUGUCCCUGGAGAGGAAUGGUGCCAAGCAACACCUCCCUGGCUCAGGGAAUGGGAAGGGGUUCAAGGCAGGCGGGGGCCCCUCCCCAGCCCAGCCUGCAGGCAAAGUGCUGGACCCCCGGGGUCCUCCGCCUGAGUACCCCUACAAGACAAAGCAGAUCAUGUCCCCCGUCAGCAAGACCCAGGAGCACGGACUCUUCUACAGUGACCAGCACCCUGGGAUGCUCCACGAGAUGGUCAAGCCUUACCCUGCUCCUCAGCCCGCGAGGACCGAAGUGGCCGUCCUGCGGUACCAACCACCCCCCGAGUAUGGAGUAACCAGCCGUCCCUGCCAGCUCCCGUUCCCGUCGACAGUACAGCAGCACAGCCCGAUGUCUUCCCAGAACCCCCCUGUCAGCGGGCCACUGCACUCCGUGUCCUUGCCACUGCCGCUUCCCAUGACCCUGGCUGCUCCGCAGCCUCCUCCGGCCGCCUCACCCAGCCAGCAGCUUGGUCCUGAUGCCUUUGCCAUCGUGGAGCGAGCCCAGCAGAUGGUGGAGAUCCUCACUGAGGAAAACCGGGUGCUUCACCAGGAACUUCAGGGUUACUACGACAAUGCUGACAAGCUCCACAAGUUUGAAAAAGAACUUCAGAGAAUUUCAGAAGCCUAUGAGAGCCUGGUCAAGUCCACUACCAAGCGAGAAUCACUGGACAAGGCAAUGAGAAACAAACUGGAAGGCGAGAUCCGGAGGCUUCAUGAUUUCAACAGAGACCUCCGAGAUCGCCUGGAGACUGCCAAUAGGCAGCUGUCUAGCAGAGAAUACGAUGGGCAUGAAGACAGAGCUACAGAGGGGCUUUACGCUUCCCAGAACAAAGAAUUCUUGAAGGAGAAGGAGAAGUUGGAAAUGGAGUUAGCGGCAGUGCGGACCGCGAGUGAGGACCACCGGAGACACAUUGAGAUCUUGGAUCAGGCUCUGAGCAACGCCCAGGCCAGAGUCAUCAAGCUAGAGGAGGAGUUACGAGAGAAGCAAGCCUAUGUGGAGAAGGUGGAGAAGCUCCAGCAGGCCCUGAGCCAGCUGCAGUCUGCAUGUGAGAAGCGAGAGCAGAUGGAGCGGAGACUACGGACAUGGCUGGAGAGAGAGUUGGAUGCUCUGAGGACCCAGCAGAAACACGGAAACAGCCAGCCAGCCGGCAUGUCAGAAUAUAAUGCCCCGGCCCUCCUGGAACUUGUGAGGGAGAAGGAGGAGCGGAUCCUGGCCCUGGAGGCCGACAUGACCAAGUGGGAGCAGAAGUACCUGGAGGAGAGUACUAUCCGACACUUCGCCUUGAACGCUGCAGCCACUGCGGCCGCUGAGAGGGACACCACGAUCAUCAACCACUCAAGGAAUGGCAGCUACGGUGAGAGCUCGCUGGAGGCCCACAUCUGGCAGGAGGAGGAGGAGGUGGUGCAGGCCACCCGGAGGUGUCAGGACAUGGAGUACACUAUUAAGAAUCUCCAUGCCAAAAUCAUAGAGAAGGAUGCCAUGAUUAAAGUCCUGCAGCAGCGAUCCCGGAAAGACGCUGGGAAGUCAGACUCCUCGAGCCUGCGUCCUGCCCGCUCCGUCCCGUCCAUUGCCGCGGCCACCGGGACGCACUCCCGCCAGACCUCGCUGACCAGCAGCCAGUUAGCCGAAGAGAAGAAAGAGGAGAAGACCUGGAAGGGGAGCAUAGGGUUGCUGCUGGGGAAGGAGCACCACGAACACGCUUCCAUGCCCCCGGCUGCAGUGCUGUCCCCCAGCGCCCUCACCAACUCGGCCGGCAGCGCCCACGCCAAAACAGGCAGCAAGGACAGCAGCACCCAGACGGACAGGAGUGCUGAACUCUGGUGGCCCAGCACAGCCUCGCUGCCCAGCCGCGGCAGGCUGAGCGUGACCCCCUCCAACAGCCCCAUCCUAAAACACCCGCUGGCCAAAGGGACUGCGGAGAAAUCGGAGAACCCUCUGGGCCACGGGAAGUCCCCUGAGCACAAAAGCCGCGUGAGCAGUGUGCUCCACAAACCUGAGUUCCCUGACGGAGAGAUGAUGGAAGUUCUCAUCUAGUGCUGGUGUCCCUGCUGCAUUCUGUAAGGGGACUUGACCAACCUGGAACAUGGCCGAGAUGGAGAAGAGAGAUCAAGAAAGUUGUGGAUGAGAAAUCAGGAGUGCUUUGAACUGACAAAGACCUUAGAUUAGUGAGAACACUUUUGUAAGCAUUUAAAACCUACAUGACUGAAGAUGAGGGGAAUGCUGUGGAUUCCUAUUCCGUAUGUUGAGAAGAGAGAAGCCGCAUGUAGGUUUGGAAACCAAGAAGUCACCGGAAGUGGGAUUUUUACUGUAUAGAAAAUAUAUCUCUUGGGGAGGGAGGGUCUAUGUACAGCGGCUUUCUAGUUAUAAACACAUAAACCUGAACAUGGAUCUUCCUUGAAAUACCCCCAUUCUCCUUGCCUCUUAGCAUGUUGUUGUCGUCGUUUUUUAGAAGAAUCUUCCAGAAAUCUCCAAGAGCCCAUCUUGGCACCAACAUAAAUGUCACCCGUGCCAUUGGAGUUUCCUGUGAACAUGGCGGGGGGUGGGGGUGGCAGUGAGAACACGUGUCUGUAGGUGAUGGGAAUUUAGAAGGCGGUUCGCACCCAAUUCCCUGCUUGGUUUGGAUUUUCAGGAAAUGGUGAGGCUUCUUAACUUCUUUGGCUGUGGCAGUAAAUAUGGAAGAGGAUGGGAGCAUUAUGAUCUUGGUGCUCAAACUCCCUAACUGCUCUGAGUUUCAUCACUUCCUACGCUUCAUUCUCUUUAAUUUCACUCUUCUUUUCUAUCACUUCUCCUUGUUCAUGCAACACGGUGGAAUUCCUUAGGUCUUGGAUUUAUGAGAGCAGAGUCUGAUCUCUGUUUAAUAGUGACCAGUGGGACAGAGCUGUGUGCUGGCUGCCUGGCUGCUUCCUCCCCCUUGGAGUCACUGGGCUGCAGCUGCUAAUCUCCUGGCUGGGGACUAGGUAAGUUUGGAUGAGGCGGAAGAUUCCGUGGUCACUGCGACAUCCUGCAUUCAGAUCGGGGCUCUGGCUCUUCUCUCUCAUAUCUGCUCUCUCACGCAGAGCUUGGCAGCUCCACCUCGGUGCUCUGUUGGGCUGAGACUUUCAGGAUUGCCCUCCAGGCAAUGAAUGACACUUGACUUGGUGGCCUCCAGAGAGUCACCAGACAGCUUGUACGACGUUCUCGAAUCUGUGGCUCAUGACCAUCAUCACCACUCUCCCCAGCCCCUCGCACUGUGGACGAGCACGUAGGUCUCUGUGUUAACACAUCAGUGUUUUUCCGUCGUGAACUUGCUUUGUGACUUAGCAGGCCAGGAUUUGUACAGUGAAGUCACGUUUUUCGAGGUUUCGGUUUGGGCCAAGUUGACCGGAGUCAGACAGAAGGACCACGUUGAAGAUCCAGGAAUGAGUCGGGGUAGUGGGCCUCUUACCCCUGUGCGUGACGGCAUGUCUAACUCCUCAGACGUGGGCUUGCUUUACAGAUCUAAGAGGGGCUAGAUCAGGAAAGAGAAGCUAAUCGGGCUGCCACAUGUUCUUGUAGGCUCCUGCGGUUUUCCUCCCUCCAGGUCAACUGGAUCCUCUUAUCCCAGGUCCCCUUCCCUGGGCUUCGUUAAGGUAACAAAGAAAAGGGGCCUGGGUCAGAGACUUUCUCCUGUGACAUUUAGGAGCAUUGAGCACAACGCUCUGCAGGGAAUUUUGCUUGGGUGACUUACCUUGGAGUUGGCCUGUGAUGUAUGAGGCAGGUGGAGUUGUAGCCUCCCCAGAUUGUCGUGGUGGGAGAAGGACUGAGGUGUAGACUAGAGAGGGGGAGGGAGGAAAUCCGUGGCCUUGGCCAGAGGGGGCACAGUGAGUGGGACAUAGCAGGAGCCGUCUCUUCCCGAGCUCCUCUGCGGUGGGCACUGAGCUUUGUGCUUUGUGCCUUUAGCCUCCUCUAGUCCUGUCAGGCCGGGAAGCUGGAGCAGUUCUGCAGGCAUCAGCAGCCUGCCUAAUGCCUGGGGCUGUGUGCAUGUGGAUGCAGAGGAUGGGGAUAGGGCACAGGAGGCCCCAUCCCAGUCCCUGUUCCCAUCACUUUGGUGAGGUGUAGAUGACGGCAGCUCUUUCUCUUAAGGGUAUUUUGACUUCAAAGCCCCAACCCUCAGGACCUCAGAAUGGGGCUGUAUUUGGAAAUGGGGUUUUUACAGAGGUUUCUGAGUCAUAAGGAGGUCUCUAGAAUGUGCCUUGAUCCCAUAUGAUGGGAGUCCUUAUCAGAAGAGUGGAUUAGGGUACAGACACACACUGGUGGAUGACCAUGCAAAGACACAGUAAGGAGAUAGUGUUUACAUGCCACGGAGAGAGACCUCAGAAGGAGCCAGCCCCACCCACAGCUGGAUCUGAGACUUCCAGUCCCAAGGAUUAGGACACAAUAAAUAUGUGUUGUUUAAACAAACAAACAAACAAAAAAAAGGUAUUUUGACCUCUUAAUUAAUGUUGGAAAUGGACCAGAAAUGAAAGCAAGGUCUGGACAUAGGAGGGCAAGUCUCCUCUGCCUGUCCCUGCAACCCACACCCGGGCCACGGCAAACUGAGCUGUCUCCCCUAGGAAUGGGUAAUGGUGAGAGCCACAGCCCCCUGUCCCCCGAGCCUUGUCUUUCUGCUCCAGCACACCUUUGGCACCAGGUUCCAGGCUCGUGUACGGCCCUUGGUUGCCCCCAUCGCCAAGUGUAUUGUCAGAGUGCAAACACAGACGUCACCAGUUUUCGGUUGUGCUGUGCACUUUGGCAGUCUUCUUUCUUCUAACUUGCUUAGACUCUCCCAUAAGAAAAGGGACCUCUAGCUUUUAGGUGUGUUCUUUUCUGGGAGAUUUCCUGCCACGCCAGGGCCCCCUGAUGCUUUUCAUGUUCGUAGCUUUCUCGAAGCCUUGCUGGCUGACACGUAGGAGCAAGGGAUUGCAAAUACCGAGCAUCUGCUCUGCAGUUCUAGGCAAUUUACAAUCAUUUAUCUCAUUUGAUUUUCAGAAAAAUAAAUCCCAGCUCUUUUUUCGUGCUGGCUGUAGGCAAGCAAGGUGGUGAGCAUCUUUUAAUGAGUCCUUGAGCCAUCUGCAGAGCAAGGCCUAGUUCAGCCUUCUUUCACAGUGGAAGAAAUGGGCUCAAGGAGCUUCGGUCCCUCCCCAAAGCCUCACAGCAGUGGCAUCUGGACGAGGGCCUGUCACAGGCUGCAGCACCACCAACAUGGGUCAGAACCAUGUUUGAGGCCAUGUCUUGGCCCACGUUGGCCUCGUCUAUGGUGUGUGAACAGGCACAGCACACACACAAACACAAAGGUACACACACAUAGCUGCCACACCUCUCGGGAACUGAGGAAGAGGACCACAGCCCCAGACUCUUAGAAUUGCCCAUAAACACGAGGAACAGACGGAAGUCUUAGUGUUCCAUCAUCGCAGGGCCACAAAAUCCAUCUCAAAAACACUUGUGUGUUAUCCAGAGGCCUGGACUUCAGGACUUGCCCGUGGGGUCUGAUUAUGGACCUCACGAGCCCCGUCUCGGAGUGAAGGGUAAAGGCUUUGGCUUUAUGUGAACACCUGCCAGGGUAAUCGGGCUUCUCCCGGGAUGGGCCUUCUGGUGGUUUCUGUGUGCUGACCGGGGUAUCUUAUGGAAUAGAUGCUACUGGAUUCUAGCCACUCGUUGCAGAACCUUUUCUUAGCAGUUUCUUCUCUUGGCUUAUCUUCCACCUGCUGGAGCUCGGCAGCCAGUGAGGGUGUGGAAUCCAGCCCAUUCCAGGCAGGCCUGUGGAUAGAGAGUGGUGGGGCCCUGUUCUGUCCUGUUCUGCAGGGCUGGCUCUUGGAUGUGGCUGCACCAGCCUGGGGUCCAGUCGCGAGAGAGUUGCUCUGUGGGAAUCCUGGUCUCGGAACGGAGACUGCAGUGAUGUGUUGCUCAGGGGACAGGCUGUGGGAUUGGCCACUGCAAAGGAGCUGGCCAUCACUCCCUCUCUCCCCCGGGUCACUCUCCGGCCCCUGUGUCCUCCUGAUGGGAAGACAGACCUGCUCCCGGGCAGCCUUCUGACUGGCAGAGACCGCUGCGAGCACAGAUGUCAGGUGAGGCUGAAUGCCCGGGACGCAGUGAAGAAUAGAUCGGGGCUUUAAAAGGUCUCGAAGCAGGGAGCUCAUGCAUGAUGCUCGGAGCUGAUUUUCCAGAACCAAAGUCGUGUUCCAGCCUGUGCUUGAGUCAAAGGGUAUGCUUCUGUGUGCUGAGAAUGAACUUGCACCCCUGAGCAGAGCAGUCCCGUGGCUGUGGGGAGUGGGAGCCCAUGGAUACUCUCGAACAGUAAAGCCGUCACGUAGCCACAGAGAACCCAGCCUACAGUUGUCUCCUUCCCACCCCUGAGCCUGGGGCAGCCGGGGUAGAGACUUUAGAAAUGUGGUUUUGCUUUUCUUCUUUUUUGCUAAUUAAUUGAUGUGUUUAAAAUGUCUUCCCUCAAUGUGAGGACUGUUUAAUCAGCUUGCCUCUGAUGUGUGUGGCUUGGUGGGAGAUGGGCAGAGUAAUUAAGAAGCUUCCAGAAAAAAAGAAAAAAAAAGAAGCUUCCAGAAGCUGACCAACUUGGGAGCAUUUAAGGUCAGCAUUUCAGUAAAGCAUUUCUUCUGGAACUAAUGAGCAGAUUUUUCUCUCUUCCUUUUAAGUAGUAUAUCCUUUUCUUGUUUAAUAAUGAUAUAUAAAGACGUGUGCAUGUCUGUGCAUACGUAUGGGUAUGACUCCAAGGUUGCGUGUCAGGUUUUCUUUCUUAAUAUGCGGAAGAUCCAAGCAUUUGAUCUCACCUCUUCCUCAAGCGCUGACCCUUUGGGAGACUCUAUGCUGAUUGCUGCCCCACUGCCCCAGGAGAAACAGUUUGCGAACACCUCUGUUAGAAUGGCCUUUGGCACCUGGGACAUUCGUUUGAUUAUCCUUACAGAUGAGAAAUCUUCAUCCUUUGAGGGUGGAUUUAAGUUUGGAAAUCAUCCCAGUUGAACAAAUAAAGAUGGGUGAUGAAAGUCACACCACUUUAGCUUUAAAAAAAGAAAAUCCCAAAAAUGUUCCUUGGAGUGAGUCUUUGGACUCCUAGAGCCUCUUGAAGUGACCACUUCCAAGGACUGUGGUCAUCACUACAUGUAACUUCAGGUGGGUUCGCUUUUAAAAAUCUCCUCUCUUGCCAUGCCUUGUAUGUGUUCACCUCUGUGCGUAUGCACAGACGGAAUGUGUAAUCCUUAGUAUAGACCUCCAGUGGGUGCUCUGUAAAGCCCUGUAAUACUUAAGUGCAUGUAAUUGCCAUGUAACGCGAUGACCAAGGUGUUUCUUUGUCAUAAAAGCUUGCUUCUUCACAGAAUUAAAAUACUCUUCUCAAAGUAAUGGGGUACAUACACAGCAUUUUCUCGUAUCAGCUCCCUAAAUGUCAAUGCCCAGUUGUGUGUUUACAUGUGAUUUUACCUAGGAUUCCGGUCCCCUGUAGACACCUGCGAGUAUUUAUUACAAAACAGAAUGUAAGCAAGUGUAUCUGCUGUGGUUUUCUUUGCAUUAAGGUGUUUUCCCUGGAGGGACCCUGGAGCCGCCUCCUCCACAGGGCACUGACAGAGUCUGUGUGAAAUUCUAUGAACCCAGGGCAGGCGCGGGCACCAACCUCAGCCAAAACUUGGAUGGCCCUCGGGCCACCACUCACUCCACUGGCCAUGUGAGUCAUUGCUGUGCAUGGUGGCAGCGUGCGGUGUUCCCUCCAGCAGCCUCUGGUGUGACAUUCUGGCAUCUUCGUCUGCUGGUGUGUAUUGAAGGGGGGCGGGCUGCAGAGCUGCACAGCCCAGGUGCGUAUGUGUAUAGGGGCAGGGGGUGUCCAGGAAUGCAGCGGGUCCCCCACGGCAGAUGUUAAUACUGUUGGUCAGCCAAAGAUUUUCCUAUUUGCUGCUUAAACUUGUGCCUUAAUAUUGUAUAUAAUAAAGGGAUAAAAUAGC